AUGCGCAAUUGGGAGAACCCGGUUAUGCUUGCGUGUAACACGGCCUCGAAGAAAAACCUACAUUAUUGCACUUUCCUCAUCAUCAUAUUUAUCACCGUGUUAUGUCCGGCUGUAAUGUCUCAAGUGGUUGUGCCAGAUUCAGACGCAGAUUGUCUCUUGAGAUUCAAAGAUACAUUAGCAAAUGGUUCGGUGUUUUUUAGUUGGGAUCCAUCAACAUCACCAUGUCAAGGAAACGACGCGAAUUGGUUUGGAGUUCUUUGUAGCAAUUACGUUUGGGGGAUACAACUCGAGGGACUAGGCUUAACCGGGACAGUAGACCUCGACCCAUUGGUUCCUAUGAAGAAUCUACGAACCAUAAGCUUCAUGAACAAUGAGUUUGAUGGACCAAUGCCUCAGGUUAAUAGGCUCACUUCGUUGAGAUCCUUGUAUUUGUCUAAUAACCGGUUUUCAGGGGAGAUACCCGCGCUUGCAUUUCAAGAUAUGCCCCAUUUGAAGAAAAUUUUGCUAGCCAAUAACGCGUUUCGUGGAACAAUUCCUUCUUCUUUAGCUUCUUUGCCAAGGCUUGUAGAGGUGAGGCUAAAUGGUAAUCAGUUUCAAGGGCAGAUACCACAUUUCAAACAGAAGGAUCUUAAGUUAGCUAGCUUUGAGAACAAUGACCUUGCUGGACCGAUACCUGUAAGCCUCCAAAACAUGGAUCCCGGCUCUUUUGCAGGUAACAAAGAUUUGUGUGGUCCUCCCUUAAGUCCAUGUUCUCUUUCCUCUCCGGAAAUCCCUCCUGUUGAUCCAAGAUCUAAUCCUAGUCCUCCUCUAAGUCCUCCUCAGGGGAGCAAGACUGGUUCCUUUAGCACUAUAGCGAUCAUUAUGAUUGUUCUUGGCAUACUACUAGUUAUCAUCGGGCUUGUGUUCUGUUUCAUUCAGUUAAGAAGAAGAAGAAGAAAUUUCUUGUCAGCUUAUUCUUCCUCAGGCAAGGAAAGUGUAGAGAGUUACACUUAUCAUGAACCAGUGAUUAGGAGCAAUAAACCCGCUGAAUCUAUUGUGAAGCGCACAAAGAAAAGGUCAAUGCCUGAUCCAGGAGGCAGGCUUCUAUUUGUGCGGGACAAUGUUCCAAGAUUUGGUCUUCAAGAUCUUCUUAGAGCUUCAGCUGAAGUUCUUGGUAGUGGAACAUUUGGUGCUUCAUACAAAGCAGCGAUAUGUAGCGGACAAACAUUGGUCGUGAAGAGGUACAAACAUAUGAACAAUGUCGGAAGAGAUGAGUUUCAUGAGCAUAUGAGAAGGCUAGGGAGGUUAAACCAUCCGAAUCUAUUGCCUCUAGUCGCUUACUAUUACCGGAGAGAAGAGAAGCUUUUAGUCACUCAGUUUAUGCCUAAUAAUAGCUUGGCAAGCCAUCUUCAUACUAAUCAUUCAGCGGAUCAACCUGGAUUGGAUUGGACCACACGUUUAAAGAUCAUAAAAGGAGUAGCAAAGGGUUUAUAUUACUUGUUCAACGAGUUACCAACAUUAACGAUCCCUCAUGGUCAUAUAAAGUCAUCAAAUGUGGUUUUAGAUGAAUCCUUCGAGCCAUUGCUAACAGAUUACGCUCUAAGACCGGUGAUGGGCUCAGAGCAUGCGCAUAACUUCAUGACUGCAUACAAAACACCAGAGUAUGGACCAGCGAAAGAACAAGUCUUAACAAAGAAGACAGAUGUUUGGUGUCUCGGUUUGUUGAUAUUGGAGCUUCUGACAGGGAGAUUCCCUGAGAAUUACUUAUCGCAAGGUUAUGAUCCAAACAUAAGUCUUGUGACUUGGGUUAGUAACAUGGUUAAGGAGAAGAAAACAGGUGACGUGUUUGACAAGGAAAUGGAAGGGAAGAAGAAUUGUAAAGGGGAAAUGAUUAAUUUGCUGAAGAUAGGGUUGAGAUGUUGUGAAGAGAAAGAAGAGAGGAGGCUGGAGAUGAGAGAAGCCGUGGAGAUGAUUGUGAUGUUGGGAGAAGGAGAAACUGAUGAUGAGUUUGGUUCUAUGGAUCGUCGAGAGAGUAAUGAUUUAUAUUCUUCCAUGCUUUUGGACGAUGAUGACUGGAUGAAUCGAUGAGUUUCGAUUAUUUCUUUCUAGGAAUCAUAUGAAAUUGUAUAACAAGAUAGUGUGAAAUAUUC
Messenger RNA from Eruca vesicaria subsp. sativa (arugula), 2129 nucleotides. Lineage: Eukaryota; Viridiplantae; Streptophyta; Magnoliopsida; Brassicales; Brassicaceae. The record is from the annotation of a GenBank genome assembly.